AUGGGUAUCCCGGCGGCUUUUCGAUGGCUGUCUACCAGAUAUCCCAAGAUUAUAUCGCCAGUAAUCGAGGAUCAGCCUCUUGUCAUGGAAGAUGGUUCUACGAUUCCUGUUGACACCACCCGACCCAACCCCAACGGCGAAGAGUUUGAUAACCUCUAUCUCGACAUGAAUGGCAUCGUCCAUCCUUGUUCUCAUCCCGAAGAUCGGCCAGCACCCACAGAUGAGGAAGAGAUGAUGAUGGAAGUCUUCAGGUACACUGAUCGCGUUGUAAACAUGGUGCGACCCAGAAAGAUUCUCAUGAUUGCGGUUGAUGGUGUUGCCCCCAGAGCCAAAAUGAACCAGCAACGGUCGCGACGAUUUCGUUCCGCACAAGAAGCACAAGAGAAGGAGCAAGAUAAACAAGAGCUCAUAAAGAUGCUGAAGCAACAGAAUGGUGGGAAUCUGUCUACUGAAAGCUUGGAAACUGUGACGAAGAAGGCUUUUGAUUCGAACUCGAUCACCCCCGGCACUCCUUUCAUGGACAUCCUUGCACUCAGCUUGAGAUACUGGUGCCAGUACAAGCUCAACACGGACCCAGGUUGGGCCAAAUUAAAGAUCAUAAUUUCCGAUGCCACAGUUCCCGGAGAGGGUGAGCACAAGAUCAUGAACUUUGUCCGCUCCCAAAGAGCGUCCCCUGACCACGAUCCCAACACUCGCCAUGUUAUCUACGGCUUAGAUGCUGAUCUUAUCAUGCUUGGACUUGCAACCCACGAGCCUCAUUUCCGAGUCUUGCGUGAAGACGUAUUCUUUCAAGAUCAGAAAGCUCGCCUCUGCAAGAUCUGUGGCCAGAAGGGCCACGAUGCGCAAAAUUGCCGUGGCGAGGAGAAGAAGAAGGACGGCGAGCAUGAUGAGAAAGAUAAAGGCGUUGCUCUCAAACCUUUCAUUUGGUUACAUGUCGCGGUAUUGCGAGAGUAUUUGGCAGUUGAGCUGGGAGUGCCGAAUCUACCCUUUCGUUUCGACCUGGAACGUGCUGUUGACGACUGGAUUUUCAUGUGUUGUUUCGUUGGUAACGAUUUCCUACCUCAUCUUCCGGCUCUCGAGAUUAGGGAGCAUGGAAUCGACACCCUGACCAAGAUUUGGAAGGAUAAUCUGCCAGUCAUGGGUGGCUAUGUUACCAAGGAUGGCCAUAUUGAUCUCGAAAGAGCUCAGGUCAUCUUGGAUGGCCUAGCGCAGCAAGAGGACAAUAUUUUUAAACGACGAAAAGAACAAGAGGAUCGACGUGAAGCCAACUUCAAGCGAAGAAAGCUCCAGAACGAGGGCAAUGGCCGCGGAGGACGUCAGGGCGGUCCUAGCCAUCCGAAAAAGAUCAACGGCCACGAAAAUCCUGAAAAUGGUCUACCACUCCAGGCCGUGGGGGCAUACACUGACCGACACGAACAAGCACUGACCCACGAUAUGGUGGUGAAUCGCAGCACUGCACCGGAUGCGAACGUUGCUAACAAAAGUGCUGCCAGUGUGCUUAAAGCGCAGCUCCAAUCGCAGAAGUCGCUCUCCAAUCCAAAGCCCGAGAAUCCCGAGCAGGAUUCCCCUUCAGCUCUUGGCAAACGAAAAGCGUCAAGCAUCGAAGAAGGAAACAGUUCAGUUCCUGAUGCAGCCAGUGUGUCUACCCCAUCGGUCCCGGCUGAAGAGGGCCCUGUCGACGAUGUGCGCCUAUGGGAGGACGGUUAUGCCGACCGGUAUUAUGAGAAGAAGUUCCAUAAAGACCCCAAAGACAUUGAAUUUCGUCACGGGGUCGGUCGAGCGUAUGUUGAGGGGCUCGCCUGGGUCUUGUUGUACUACUUCCAGGGCUGUCCAUCUUGGGAAUGGUACUACCCAUAUCAUUACGCACCAUUCGCAGCCGAUUUUAAAGACAUUGCCAAGAUGAACAUUUCCUUCGAGAAGGGGCGGGUAUCCAAGCCUUUCGAACAGCUGAUGAGUGUCUUGCCAGCUGCAUCAAGACACGCUCUACCCGAAGUCUUUCAUGAUCUCAUGCUUAACCCCGAGAGCAACAUCAUAGACUUCUAUCCUGAAGACUUUCAAAUCGACCUGAACGGAAAGAAAUUCGCCUGGCAAGGAGUUGCGUUGCUUCCGUUUAUUGAGAUGCCGCGACUUUUGGCAGCAGUUCAAUCCAAGUACCCGGAACUCAGUGCAGCAGAUUCUGCGCGCAACGAGAUGGGCAGAGAUGUUCUGAUUUUUUCGGAAGGCCACGAGAGCCUGUAUGAUGAGGUCCUGACUAAGUUUUAUUCCAAGAAGCAGGGCGAUUCCAAGUUCAAGCUGAAUCCAAAGAAGAGUGACGGCCUGUCGGGCAGAGUGGAGAAGAAGGAGGGCUAUGUUCCCCAUAGCGAGUUGAAGUAUCCUCUGGAACGAAACAGUAUGCCCGAUCUAGACUAUGACAGAUCAGUCAGUGUGUAUUACGACUUCCCCCAAGCAUCGCAAACGCACAAGUCGAUGCUCCUUCGUGGAGUGCAACUCCCAACGCCUGCCCUCACACAGAAUGACAUACAGGACAUGCGGAGCAGGGCGAAUCGAGGUGGUAGGGGCGGCUUUGGCCGUGGCCAUGAUCGAGGUGGCUACAACGGACCUGGCAUGACGCGUGGUUCACAAUACAACCGCAACCAGGGAGGAUACGGCCGAGGUAACGGUCAUUACCCUCCCGCACCAGCAUCCCACGUCCCUCCACCACCAGGAGCCCCCGGGUUCGGCAUUGGAGUGCCACCUCCGCCACCACCAAACAGCUACCACAACCAGCCAUAUGAUAACCGAUAUGGAGCCUCUUCAGGUUACAACCAAUACAGAGGCCCUCCUCGCCCAGCCAAUGGUGCCCCAGGGUACCAUGGCCAUGGCGACGCUUCUUAUGAAAGAGGUCGAGGCUCAGGAGGCUACAGUUCCCGAGGCCGUUAUCGAGACAAUCGGUCGUAUAGGUAG
Molecule: messenger RNA, 2943 nt
Organism: Fusarium pseudograminearum CS3096
Lineage: Eukaryota; Fungi; Ascomycota; Sordariomycetes; Hypocreales; Nectriaceae
Exons: 3
Coding region: 1-2943 (980 amino acids)
Biological process (GO): nuclear-transcribed mRNA catabolic process
Cellular component (GO): nucleus
Molecular function (GO): 5'-3' RNA exonuclease activity; RNA binding; zinc ion binding
Source: RefSeq, a predicted model, not a curated record